Molecule: messenger RNA, 1626 nt
Organism: Lolium rigidum
Lineage: Eukaryota; Viridiplantae; Streptophyta; Magnoliopsida; Poales; Poaceae
Exons: 7
Coding region: 281-1201 (306 amino acids)
Biological process (GO): endoplasmic reticulum unfolded protein response; protein deubiquitination
Cellular component (GO): cytosol; nucleus
Molecular function (GO): cysteine-type deubiquitinase activity
Source: RefSeq, a predicted model, not a curated record
GUCUCCCUCGGCUCCAUCCGGCGUAGCUGCCUGCGCGAAACGGCCAAUCCCCUCCGGCCUCCGCCUGUCGCCUCUCCCUCCGGGAACCUGAGCUUCUCCCGCUUCCACCGCCCCUUCCUGUACCACCCACGUUCCCGCCCCAUCUCACACCUCUCGCCGCCUCAAUUUUCUGUGCUCAUCUCUUCCGGAGACUGCUUCCUGUGGCGUAUAUCUUCACUGCCGGAUUUGCUCGAUCUGAAUACCGAGGUCUGAAGUCUAUACUUGGUGCUACUUGAAGCAGAUGCUGCACUACACUCCUGCUGCAUGUUUGCAGCGCUGUACUUACAGCAUGUAUUCUCAGUCCAUUCAGUUACAAGGAGGGCUGUCACAGAGCAUGGCCUUACUGAAGUAUUCUCGUUCACAAGGAGUCAGUUAUCAUGCAAAUGCUGGUUUAGUCAGUUUUUCUCCAAAGAAGAACGUAGCAUCAUCUGGUUUGCAGAAUGCGACAUGCUUUGCCUGCUUGGAUCGACGAUCUGGAUGUGGAUUGUCAGUGAGAGAUCAUAUCCUAAAUGUAAAGCUUGAUACGACCCCACGUCGCAAGUUUUCUAGUGUUAGCUGGAAUUCGAGAAGUUUAGCACAGAAAAUAGGAGGUUCAUGCACUGCAUUUCGCUUAAGUUCUGCAAUUUCUGGGAUGGCAAAUGCUGAGGGUCCUGUGGAUUCACACACUUCCGAAUUGUCCACUAGUUGUGCUCAUGGAAAGAAAGUCCACACAGAGUACUCUGUCACUGGCAUUCCUGGAGAUGGGCGAUGCUUGUUCCGUUCAGUGGCUCACGGUGCAUGCAUUAGAUCAGGGAAACCCAUACCUGAUGAGGAUCUUCAGAGGAAACUGGCCGAUGAUUUAAGAGCAUUGGUUGCUGAUGAAUUCAUCAAGAGACGGGCUGAGACUGAAUGGUUUAUUGAGGGGCACUUUGAUACGUAUGUCUCUCAGAUUAGGAAGCCACAUGUGUGGGGAGGUGAGCCCGAAUUGCUCAUGGCUUCACACGUUCUUCAGAUGCCGAUCACUGUUUACAUGCGCGAAGAAGCAGCCGGUGGGUUGAUAGCGAUCGCGGAGUAUGGCCAAGAGUACGGGAAGGAAGACCCUAUCCAAGUUCUUUAUCAUGGCUGUGGCCACUACGAUGCGCUGCAUAUACCAGGAAACACUGAUCCCAUAUCAAGAUUGUAGAAAUAUCUGGAGCUCAGAAAACACAUAUGAUCUUCUUGGCAGACAGCAAGCGUCGCUGCACCUCGCUGCUGCAAAAAAAGUGCGGAUUGAUCACCCCCGCGUACGGAACGCGCCACUCGCAUGCACCUGAGUCGACCAGCGGAUCUCAACUUGUUAACAACCUGCAACUGCCCCCUGUAUGCUAAUGUUCAGAUGUACUUGGGAUAAAUUGAUUUAUUUUUAUUUUUGCAGCACCAAUGCAUCAUCUGGUACCAAUUCGGUGCCCUAACCUGAACUUUCCGGGUUGUGUCACUCUUGACCUUGCAUCUACUUCAGAUUCAUUGUAUCUGCACUCUCGGGUGUUGUACCUAUGGUUUCACAUGUUUUCACCUGAAAACAGACCGGAGAUGUAUCAGUCCAUUGAAGAAAAACAAAAUGACGGAAAG